This is a messenger RNA of Erigeron canadensis, 1742 nucleotides long. RefSeq names its product probable (S)-N-methylcoclaurine 3'-hydroxylase isozyme 2. The transcript is spliced from 2 exons. Gene Ontology annotation, molecular function: monooxygenase activity; iron ion binding; oxidoreductase activity, acting on paired donors, with incorporation or reduction of molecular oxygen. The record is from RefSeq and is a predicted model, not a curated record. Bases 22 to 1527 code for a protein of 501 amino acids. Lineage: Eukaryota; Viridiplantae; Streptophyta; Magnoliopsida; Asterales; Asteraceae.
ACAAAAACAAAAAACAUAUCAAUGGAGAUUCUAAGCUUAGCCUUUUUCAUGGAAAACAACUUACUAAGUUCUCUAUUUCUUUUCUUAACACCUCUUAUCUUAAUUUUCAUUAUGAAAAAAUAUUAUACGUCUAUUAAAAACCUCCCACCAGGACCACGACCAUUGCCGAUCAUUGGCAAUAUACAUCAGCUAGGGAAUAACCCACAUAUCUCAACCGCCAUGCUUGCCAAAAAAUAUGGCCCCCUUAUCUCCCUUCGCUUAGGUUCACGACUUCUUGUUGUGGCUUCAUCCCCAGAAGCAGCCAUGCAAAUUCUAAAGACACAAGACCGACAUCUUUCUGGUCGAGCCACACCAGAUGCAAUUGUACUAAAUCCUAAUGACCACAACGUUAUUUGGGCUUAUGAUUGCAACCAAAAUUGGAGAUCAUUAAGAACCCUUUAUCGGGCUGAUUUGUUUUCGCCUAAAGCAAUAGAAGCACAAUCUAAUAUAAGAAACGAAAAGUUGGCUCAAAUGGUGGAUUUCUUGAAUACCAAGCAAGGAAAAGUUGUGCAUAUUGAAGAAGUUGUUUUUACUACUAUGUUCAAUACUCUUAGUAACAUUUUAUUUAGUACGGAUCUUCUUGAUUUGAACAAAGAAAACGAAACUGCCCAUGGAUUAAAAUGGGCAAUCCAAAAGAUACUAGAGAAUACAAUGGCACCAAACGUUACUGAUUUUUUCCCUGUAAUUGGGGGAUUAGAUCUUCAAGGAUUAAGAAAAGAAAACUUGAAAUAUCUUCAAGUCGUCUCUAGCUUUAUCGACCCUAUAAUCAAUCAAAGGAGGGAUCGAAUGGCUUCUUCAAAGGUGACAGAGGAAAAAGAUUUUUUGGACCGAAUGCUUGAAAAUAAUUUUCCAAAUGCGCAAAUUAACAUCUUAAUUCUGGAACUAUUCAUUGCGGGAACAGAUAGCGUAACAUCAACUACUAUAUGGGCAAUGGCUGACUUGAUAAAGAACGAAGGAAUCUUGGAAAAAGUAACAGAAGAGCUCAAAAGAGAAAUCAAGUCCAUCUCUAUGAUCAUGAAAUCCGAUCUUAACAAAUUGACUUAUUUCAACGCUUGUAUCAAAGAAACACUAAGAUUGCACCCGGUUGUUCCUCUCCUACUUCCACGAAAUGCUGUCGAAACUUGUGAGGUUAUGAAUUAUACAAUCCCACAAAACUCUUCAAUAUGGGUCAACAUCUGGGCAAUUAGCCGGGACCCAAAUGUUUGGGAGGACCCUAAUGCUUUUAAACCCGAAAGGUUUCUUGAGUCAAACGUCAAUUAUACAGGCCAUGAUUUCGAGUUUACACCUUUUGGUGGUGGGAGGAGGAUGUGUCCUGGUAUGCCUUCCGGGAUUAAGAGUUUGCAAACAACAUUGGCGACUUUGAUUCUAGGAUUCGAUUGGGUUCUUCCAAAUAACGAGGAUCCAACGAAACUUGACAUGAAUGAAACUUUUGGAUUGACUUUGCAAAAAGAGAAGCCUCUUGAGCUUAUCUUCAAAUGCAAAGAGUAAUGAAUGGCUCAAUUUAUUUAUUUAUAAGUUUUUAAGUUUAGCCUUAAUAUGUAUGUCUUGAAUAACAUACAUGUAUGAUGUAUUUUUAUUCAUUUAUUUUAUUAAUAAUUCGGUCACUCCGUUAAAAAAAUAAUAAUUUGUUCACUAUGUAAUAUCCUAGUCAUACGUUGUAUUUUUGUAUAUUUUGAGUUUAUUAAGAGUUUUUUUUUUGAAAA